This is a messenger RNA of Astrephomene gubernaculifera, 2190 nucleotides long. Lineage: Eukaryota; Viridiplantae; Chlorophyta; Chlorophyceae; Chlamydomonadales; Astrephomenaceae. The record is from the annotation of a GenBank genome assembly.
GUCAGAGAGUAGUAGACAUUGAACGCUAUUUUGAUAGGCGAGCCAGGUUCGAUUGUAGACGCUUAAAGCUUCCUGUAAAAAGCAUUGGACAGUAGGGCUGCCAGUCGCGGUAGCCUAGUUUGUGUUGGAACUAGUAAGCAGUAUACCGUUAGAUGGAGUCAAGCACGGGAAAGCCUCGACUGUUGGUCAUUGGUGGCGGGUUCGCUGGAGUAAAGUUGGCUUUCCAGUGCAGAAAAUUCGCCGAAGUCACACUUGUUGACCCGAAGGACUAUAUUGAGAUUACAUGGGCAACCGUACGUGGCAUUAUCGACGAUCGGGUAGCCUCUCGGUCCAUCAUCGAGUACAAGGACAUCCCGAACAUUGGCCGAGUCCUGCAGGGCACCGUGACCCGGUUAACGCCGCAGGAGGCCACCCUCAGCACGGGCGAGGUCCUGCCGUUCGACUACGCCGCCCUCUGCUGCGGCUCCUCCUACAGCGACUCGGCCUUCAAGUCGGCGGCAGCCACCACCCGCGGACAGCGGCUGGCGGAGUUGCAGGCCCUGUCCGAAACCAUCCGCGCCGCCAAACGCAUUGUGGUGGUCGGCGGUGGCCCCGCUGGCGUGGAGGCGGCGGCGGAGGUGGUGGAGGCGUACGCGGGAAAGGCGGUGACGCUGGUGACCCGCGGGGCGGCGCUGCUAGCGGACCUGCCGCCCAAGGCGGGUCGACAUGCGCAGGCGUGGCUGGAGAAGCAUGGAGUCAAGGUGCUGCUGGGCACCGGGAUAGCGGGCGCGCCCCCCGGCCCCGGCCCCGCCGUCCUCACCCUCACCCCCGCCUCCAGCCCCUCCACCUCCGACAGCAGCUCCUCCUCCCUGGCCGCUGACCUGGUGCUUUGGUGCACGGGGGCCGCCCCCAACACCUCUUUCCUGGCGGGGGCGGAGAAGGAGAAGGGGGCGUGGGCGGAGGGAGCAGCGGAGGAGGGGAAGGAGGAGAAGGGGAGCUGGCUGGAUGCAAAGGGAGCGGUGAAGGUCCUCCCCUCCCUCCAGCUGCCCGGCCGCCCCCACAUGUUCGCGUUGGGCGACUGCUGCGACGUCAAGGAGACCAAGCUGGGUUACCUGGCCAUGCAGCAGGCGGAGCUGGCGGCAAGGAACUUACGGGCCCUCAUCCGCGCCCGUCGCUGCUCGCCCUCCGCCUCCCCCCGCCUGGCCUCCUGGGCCCCCCACACCGGCGCAAUGGCGCUCAUGCUGGUGACGCUGGGGCGGGGUGACGGCGUGUGUCGCUGGGGCGGGGCGGUGUGCGGGGGCUGCCUGCCCGCCUGCUUCAAGAGCCGCACUCUGUUCGUGGACCACACGAGGAAGGAGUUGGGGGUGCGGGAGGGGGCGCGACAGAGCUGUGAGAAGACGUGUGCGCAGGCGAGCGGGAAGGUGGUGGCGGCGGAGGCGCCGAGCGGUUAGCUGCGGUUAGCUGAGAGUGGUUGGGGCGGUUGGGGAGUCGAACUGCAACGACCUGCGGUUACACGCAGUGACUGUUGACUCGUCGUCGCUGGGUGCCGUGGAGGCAUUGCUGCUGACAAGAGUGGUGACGUGCGGAUGACGGUGCGGGUAGGAGGGGCGCGGAGGGGGCUUGCAUGCUACAGCUUCGUCUAGUGGUGGGGACGGGGCUUGCAUGCAGCUGCUUUGGACGGUAUGGUGCUCUGCUGACCGACACAGCUGGACGAGAGGUGGACGAGAGGUGGAUAACUGCGACGCUGACGGGGUGCAUGGCGGGGGCUGUGAAAGCGCUGUGCUGCAUGUCAUGUCAUGUGGCCCGCCUAGAAUAAGAACGUGAGCACUGGCAUGGUGCAUCAGCGGGCGUGUAUUGCUAGGCGCUAUUGCAUUCCCUUAUGUAUUGUUAUGCGCAUGUUAACAUGAGGACUGCCGUGUGCUUGUAUUUUCACCCUUGCAUGACUGGCUUGGACCGUGCUUAGGCUGCUGUAGGCAAUGUCCACUUUACACCACAUUAUCAUAUGUGAACUGUGCACAUUAUCACAUGUAGAGGGUUUGUGAAGGGUUUGCGAGGGGUGCUGGUAUGCCGUACCCUGUGCAGUUGUAUGAUUGUCAGGAAAGCUGCGGGGGCGCUGUCAUUGGGUAAUCGCCGGUGAAGGUUCCCGGCUUCAUCACCCGGCUGCAGUUCUCUCCCAGGGAACAUCCGGGGCUGUAACGGUCAUUCACUGGA